Messenger RNA from Chara braunii, 2957 nucleotides. NCBI's taxonomy places the organism in Eukaryota, Viridiplantae, Streptophyta, Charophyceae, Charales, Characeae. The record is from the annotation of a GenBank genome assembly.
CGGGCGGGUGGCGCGCUCGUCUGCGCAAGCGAUUGCCUUUUUGAACUCGCUCAGGCGGGAGACUCUAGGAAAGCUUCACUGGCGAAAGGAGGCGGAGGUGGAGAGGCGAGGGACGCGAAGGCGCGCGCGCGAUCGGCGCAUCCAUGCCCCUCCGGUCCCAAUUGUGGGACUGAACGCCUAUUGGACGAACGUGGAGGCGGCGGAGCGAUGAGCGAUGAACGAACCGCGCUCGUUCUUUGAUUCUAGAAAUCUGCACUUUGCGAUGGGAUUUCCGCCGUUGGAUUAGCAAAAGGAAGAGGAGAAGCGGACGGGCUGGACAACUGGGGAGGAAGGCGGGAAGGCCAGAGACGCGAUCGGCCGACUGAUUCGAAUCUGCGCGUAGCGAUGGGAUUUCCAGCCGUCGGAUUGAGACGGUCUUUGGAAUAUGCCGAAAGAAGGCUAAGGCAACCGUUGUCUUGCGCUGGAAUCUAGUCGUUGUAUACUGCUCUGCCUCCGCGUGGCCUUUGCUGACCGUGCUGUUGUUCCUGGUUCAGAUUGGCGUGGGGAUGCCUGGGCUUGGUGCGCGGGAAGAGGGCGAGCCGGAGCGGGAAGCGGGAGAGGAGUACGGAGAGGAAACGGAAGCGCAGAGGCGGCGGCGUAGGCGGCGACGACGGCGGGGGCGGCAAGGAGAACCGGGCGAGCGAGUGCGCGUGUCGUGGAGGUAGGACGGGAGAAGAGAGAGAGAUAGAGAGAGAGAUCGGAGCAGGCGGGAGAGGAAACAGGAGCAAGAGGAGGAGGACGGCGGAAUAGAGACGGUGCGGUACCGUGCGGGAGAGCAGUGAGGCGUAAUCUGCGAAGAGGGGAGGUGUUGCGCGGGAGAGAGGAGUAAGUAGGAGGAAAAGUCUGCAGGAGGAGUGGCAAAGAAGGAAGCAGGGAGGGGAGUGUGUGGAUGUGCGACGUCAUGCGCGGCGGCUAAGCGACGGGUGGCCACGCCAGCUGCCGUACAAGAUCGAAGUGGCGAAGCGAGAUAGGCGUUGAGGGGGAAGGACUGAACCUUGACCUGGGCGUGGGAGGUCGAUCGCAAGACGAUGCCGCAGCAGGAGAAGCAGGGACAGGGACAAGGGGAGGAGGGAGGAGAGACGCUGAAGAUGGCUGCGCCCCAAGGAGGGCAGAUGCGCGCGAAGAACGCGGGCGGCGGUGUAGCCGGACGGCUGUCGUUGCCUGUGCAAGCGGUUCAGCAACAACAGCAACACCUCAGCCAUCAGCACCAUCACCUGCUUCACCAGCACCAAUCCCAGCAGCAGCAGCAGCAACAACAGCAACAGCAGUCGCAGCUAAGCCAGCAGGUGACGUUGCAAACGCCUUUGCACAGGAUGAUUGGAGAUUAUAUCGUGACGCAACAGAUUGGGUCAGGCUCGUUUGCCGUGGUGUGGAAAGGAAGGCACAAGCUCACGUCUACGGAGGUGGCGAUCAAGGAAAUUGCGACAGAUAAGCUGAACAGGAAGCUGCAGGACAGCUUGGAGUCUGAGGUGGCAAUUCUGAAGCGCGCCAACCACCCAAACAUCAUACACUUGCUGGAGAUCGUUAAGUCUCAUGAUAGGAUCUUCCUUGUUCUGGAGUACUGUGCUGGAGGGGAUUUGUCAGAGUAUAUUAAGCGCCAUGGCAGGGUUCCUGAAGCUACUGCAAGGAACUUCAUGCGUCAAUUAGCGGCGGGAUUGCGUGUAUUGAGAGAUAACAAUUUGAUCCAUCGUGACCUGAAGCCACAGAAUCUGUUGCUUUCCACAGCUGACCGGAAGUUGACUCUGAAGAUUGCAGACUUUGGAUUUGCCAGAUCUCUCAUGCCUCAAGGUCUUGCGGAGACUCUCUGUGGAUCGCCGCUGUAUAUGGCGCCUGAGAUUUUGCAGUUUCAAAGGUAUGAUGCCAAGGCGGACUUAUGGAGUGUCGGCGCCAUUCUGUUUGAGCUCGUCACGGGACGACCGCCAUUUGGUGGUGCGAAUCAUGUCCAGUUGCUUCGAAACAUUGAGCGCUCUGAGGCACGGAUCCCGGAGAAUAUUUCAUCCACCCUUUCUGAAGAUUGUGUGGACAUGUGUCAGCGCCUGCUGCGACGACAUCCAGUGGAGCGUUUGGCUUUCGAACAGUUCUUUCAUCAUCCAUUUCUGAAUCUUCCAAGGAAGGAUAUCUGUCAGGAGGGAGAAAAGGGCGGAAACACCAGGAGACCAGCAGGAGUUGCCGAGGAGAAAAGUACCCUAAGUGGCGCCAAGGACUUAUCAAGAGAAGAACACCCUCUGCGCACGGAUGAGAGCAAUGAUGACAGCUCACAUGGGGAGCUUCCAUUUGUGUUGGAGGAGGAUCAUCGCCUUGCAAGGGAGCAAACUGGGAAGGGUGUGGCUGGCCUGGUGGAAUUGACAGGCACAGGAGUUCCAAGUUCAGGUGCGGUUGUCAGUCAGGUUGGAUACAGCCUCCGGCUUGGAAGGGGCAACCACACAGGAGUAAUUCUGGAACCACCUCGCCAAGGAGAGCUUGGAGGGGGUGGAGGGGGUCGAGGACCAAUGUCAAGGGUUUGGCCACCCCUGUCACCUCCGCGGCCAAAGCCCACACGAGAUAAGGGAGGUGAUGGUGACAAGGCUUUUGGCAGCCAGCAACAACAGCAGCAACAGAAGUGCCCUGAAGCAUCCUAUGGAGGUAGGUCUUCUCUCAAGGUAUCAUCGCCACCAUUGUAUUCUGGGUGUAUGCCUCCUGCUGGUGGAGCUGUGCCAGUUGGCGGUGGAGCUGUGCCAAUCACUGGGGAGAUGUCUACAGCGUUGCCUUGUACCUGCUGCCACGUCAUCGUCACCGCCGCCGCUGCCAUCGCCGAUGCGCAGAAAUUUCGGCAGCGCUUCCCGUAGGAAAAGUGGCUUACCAAGAUUUAUACAAGCCCAAGUAUAAGAAAGGACCUUAGAUAAUGCAAAAUUUAAUCUAAGUAAAAAAACUAUCACAGA